This is a messenger RNA of Symbiodinium natans, 579 nucleotides long. The record is from the annotation of a GenBank genome assembly. NCBI's taxonomy places the organism in Eukaryota, Dinophyceae, Suessiales, Symbiodiniaceae.
AUGCCGUCAGCUGUUGCAAAGCCGGAGUGGCGCACGCUGCUGAUCCUGGACGAUGAGUGCCGUGUCUGGCGUGACGUUACAUCCAAGUGGCUCCGCCUGGAGGACGAGGCGCGUGGCCGACUCCUGCGGGCCUCCUCGGCCCCGGAGCCCUUCCGGAAAAAGGAGGACCUGCGCGGCUACGCCAAGCGGAACAUUGCGCACAAGGCCGGCCUGUCUUGCCUUGAGCUCGGAUUCCCUCACAUCUUCGUGAUGAUGUCCUUCCGAGUGGCCUUCUUUGCAGCCCUGAUGGCCGUGGUAGCCCUUGUGUUGCAGGGUUGUUCGGACAGCACGGACGACGUUGUGGCCGACAGCAACACCACUACCACGACCCUUGAAGAGACGAACGAGUCUGCUGCAGAGGGAAAUGCCACUACGACGCCAGUCGCAGACAACAACGCCACGACGACGGUGACUACGACUGUCGCGGAGGGCAAUUCAACCACGACCUCGCAGGAGAGCACCACAACGACAUCAACUACGGAGGCAGCGGCGGAGGAAGCAAACGCGACCAACACCUCCAAUUUGACCCUGCUGCUGUGA